AUGAAGUUUAUUGUCCUACCAUUGGCCAUACUUGCAAUGAUUUCAAAUGUCUGGGGUCUUGCAGAAGAAGUCACCUAUAAUUCAAAUAAGUACUAUUCCUUCAAUGGCAACUUGAUUAUUGAAAAUUAUCUCCCUUUAACUGUUGCCCCAAACCAACAGGCCAAUGGGAUCAUCCAGAACGGUUAUGUUUUCACAUUGCAUUGCAAGAAUGACACCAACAACAUUUUGCGAAUUUGGAAUGGGAUGGAAGGCCUUGUCACAUUCCAACCAAAUGAACAGAAAAGCAUUUCUUGGCAUAGGGCAAACCCCUUGAUGGUAUUAGCUAGAGAUGAUUCAGCACACCUUGAUGGGCAAGUAUACCUUCAAGUUCUUCAUAGCAAGAAUCCACGCUAAGUUGAAAAAACAUCCUGGACCUAACUGUAUCCAAGCCUAGAAUUUUG
Molecule: messenger RNA, 440 nt
Organism: Puccinia graminis f. sp. tritici CRL 75-36-700-3
Lineage: Eukaryota; Fungi; Basidiomycota; Pucciniomycetes; Pucciniales; Pucciniaceae
Exons: 1
Coding region: 1-393 (130 amino acids)
Source: RefSeq, a predicted model, not a curated record